Molecule: messenger RNA, 600 nt
Organism: Baudoinia panamericana UAMH 10762
Lineage: Eukaryota; Fungi; Ascomycota; Dothideomycetes; Mycosphaerellales; Teratosphaeriaceae
Exons: 2
Coding region: 329-556 (75 amino acids)
Source: RefSeq, a predicted model, not a curated record
CUCGUUAGGUUACAUCCGUGAUGUGCAUACAGAAAGAAAAGAGGAGAGACAGGAGGAACAUUGAUUCUUCACCUACAAUGAAUCUAUUAGGCAACCACUGUUAGGCGAGAAGUACGGCUGCUAUAAUCAGCCCCCCACAGCAACGGGGUAGGAAGAGUGCCGCUGCUGCGCGUACACCCGGUGACGGCAGCGGAUAUGAGAGACAUUGCAAACGAGCAGCCCGGCAGCGCAAGCCUGGCGACGGAUUUGGAAGCCUGAAAAGGUCGUCGAGCUUUGAGUGACUGCAAAUAUGCGAGCGGCUAGUCGAGCGACGUGAGGUGUUUAAAUCAUGCAUCAGUCGUGGUAUGUCAGUAUUGAGCGAUCAAGGGCAUCUACAACAUGCGUUGACCAUCUCCCACAGGCGGCAACAUGCCAAGACUCACUGCAUUCGGGUCCCAGGUAUCUGGAUUCAUUUUUCCGACCCUCAUAUCCGCUCAUGGGAGUAUGGAUGACGGGAGUCCAACGAUGUAAGAUUCUGAUGAUGAGCGCCUCCCAGGCGCCAAUUGUGGGGCGAUAAUAGGUAGCCACUGUAGCUUGUGGUCUUCAAACCCAUGGAGGUCA